AUGCCUGCAGCAAGCCAGCAUUCGGUUGUGACAGAGGUCCCCGGACCUCUGUCUAAAGCUGCCCUGAGGAAGUUGGAUGACUUUUUCGAUUCCCGACCAGUUCAUUUUGUGGUAGAUUACGACAAAAGCGAAGCCAACUACAUUGUCGACGUGGAUGGCAACAAGUUCCUUGAUGUGGGCCUCAACAGAAUCUUUACUGCCCAAUCCGGAUCCGAAGCCAAUGAACUUGCCUUUAAGGCUGCUAUGAUGCUAUAUCGUCGCAAAGAGCGCGGCGAGGGCAUUGACUGGACAGACGAGGAGAUUAGUUCCUGCCUGGAUAACGCAAAGCCUGGCUCUCCCGAUCUCGCCGUCUUAAGUUUCACUAACUCCUUCCAUGGCCGCGGAUUUGGAAGUCUGUCAACUACCCGAUUAAAAGCCGUCCACAAGUUAGAUAUCCCCUCUUUCAACUGGCCAAAGGCCCCGUUUCCAGCUCUAAAAUAUCCUCUCGAGCAAUUUAUGCACGAAAAUUCGUGCUUAGAUGAAGUUGAGAGGCUGAUUCGGUCAUGGCACUGUCCAGUUGUGGCUCUUAUCAUUGAGCCCAUUCAGAGCGAGGGUGGCGAUAAUCACGCCUCGCCCUCCUUCUUUCAACGUCUUCGUGAUCUGACUAAGAGACACGGCGUCAUCAUGAUUGCCGACGAAGUUCAAACUGGAUUUGGCGCUACUGGUAAGUUCUGGGGUCAUGAGCACUGGAACUUGGCCUCGCCUCCUGAUAUUGUCACGUUUUCCAAGAAGGCACAGACAGCUGGAUAUUAUUUUGGUGAUAGGAUGCUUGUGCCUGACAAAGCCUAUCGUCAGUUCAACACAUGGAUCGGCGAUCCAGCUCACGUCAUCAUGGGAAAGGCCAUCAUUCAGGAAAUUCUGAGCAAGAAUCUGGUCGAGCAAUGUUCCCGCGUCGGUGACAUUCUUUACGCCGAGCUUGAGAAGCUGUCGCGCAAGUACCCAAAAUACGUGAAGAAUCUCCGUGGAAAAGGCCAAGGUACCUAUAUCGCUUUCGAUACAAUUGACUCGGCUGCUUUCGUCAAGGCUAUGAAGAUGAAGGCAAUCAGCAUCGGUACCUGUGGUGUCAAUACGGUGCGCCUUCGGCCCAUGCUCAUCUUUGAAGAGCAGCACGUCCCUCUCUUAAUCAGUGCUUUGGAAGAGGUACUCGCAGGUUUACACUGA
Molecule: messenger RNA, 1200 nt
Organism: Clonostachys solani
Lineage: Eukaryota; Fungi; Ascomycota; Sordariomycetes; Hypocreales; Bionectriaceae
Source: the annotation of a GenBank genome assembly